UGUAACAACAACAUUUGCAGCAUUUCUUGCAAAACGCUGAGGGUUUUUUCAUCGAUUAAGCAUGGUUUUAUUCUUCAAGGAUUGCCAGUUCACGGUGGAUUUUACUUCCAAGCACUUUGCUUACAAACGAAAGCAAGAAAUCCGUCGAAAUAUCGUUGACCAUGGAGGAACAAUUUCGUACAUACUGAAUAACAAGACCAAGUACUUCGUCUCAGAAAACAAAGAGGUAGACGACACAUACAAGGGCAGGGCAGCUCUGAAACUUGGUAUACCGAUUGUGUCAUUGUCAUUUAUUGACGACUGCGCGGAACAGCAGAAGUUGUUGGAAAGCGAUGAAUAUCUCACGAUUGGCAAGUCCUUGGCCAACCAGUUUUCCUCUGGUAUCAUCAAAGCAGCUUCCAAGACACCGAAUGUCUCGAAACAAAAGACACAAAAGCCCCUGACAUUGGCAAAUCUUAGAGCUACAAGGGUUUAUCGGUUUAAUCAAGAUAACGAGUCUAUUCCUUUCUUUCCAUCUGAUGAUUUUGAAAUCGUUAAACAUUCGUGGUUUAAGAAAUCUGACAAAAAUGGGUUGUUUCGUUUUGUCGCUAUUGAAUUGCAUAUCAGUACUGCCAAGGAAGAUGAAAUUGACGUCGAAAAAUCACAUCCAAGUCAUCGUAUAUUCUCUCAUUCUGGAAUCCUUCAAAAGGGAAUCGAUGUGAAUGAGAAACCUGACAAAAAGGAAUGUCGUUUUGCCGACAACUCCGAUACUGCUGAGCAAUUGUAUUCCCUUUUCUGUUCACAACAACAGCCCGAAUACCGUCGGCAAUUCUCAGCCUUUCCUCCUGGUGUUGGAUCACAUAAAAUGAUUUCUAACAAUAUAUCCAGUGAAGUAUUGAACAAAGAAAAUCUGUCUCCUCCUGUGAAAGCGCUUGUCCACAGCAUUUCGUCUGAAGCGAUUGGAGAGCUGAGUUCUCUAAUGUGCGACCCGGUUGAACGGCUCAAACUGGAGGAUAUCUCAAAAGCUGAAGGAGUAUUGCAAGCUAUCCGAGAAAUUCUCGACAAAGGCGAUGCUUCCGAUGAAAAUUUGGGGAAAUAUUCUCAGGAGUUUUACUCGCUCGUUCCACACAACAAGGAAUACGUGAAAGAAAUAACUACAAAGCGAGUUAUUGCAGAAAAACAGGAUCUCUGUCAGUUAAUUAAAGACAUCUUAAAUGUAAACGAAGCGACGAAUUUCUCAACGCGAAGCAGCGACGAAGCAAAAUACAAAGCGUGCGGUUGUCAUCUUGAAAGUCUUUCGAAGACAACAGACGAAUACUUGAACAUUGUCAAUAAAGUGCUGUCAUCCUCGACCAGAAAUAUCAAAGUACAGAACAUAUUUUCAUGCCAACGUCCAGCCGAGUCAGCGCAUUUCCAAUCCCAUCUUGGAAACAUUCGUCAACUCUUCCAUUCCUCGAAAGCGCAAAAUUUCCUGGGUAUUUUAUCCCGGGGUCUUCUUCCCCCCAAAAUUGUGGUCCGUGAUUUCGGAGGUGAGCGCUCGGACGCUGGUAACUUGGGGACUGGAAUCUACUUCGGUUCGGAUGCGACGACGAGUGUGAAGUACUCAUCCCCAGGAAAAACUCGGGGAACACGGUUACUUCUUAUAUGCGAGGUUGCGUUAGGGCGUACGAAGGACUUCACAGAAUUCACCUAUGAUUUGGAGCAUGCGCCCGAUGGUUACCAGAGCUGUCACGGUGUCAAAAACCAGCCAAAUUCUUGUCCAUCAGAAUUUGAAGAAGACGAAUAUGUUGUUUACUCUGUCAACCAACAAAGGAUUCGAUAUUUGGUCGAGUUUAAUUUACCAGAAGACGAUGUAAAGGAUGUCAUCAUCGGAGAUACUGUCAUUGGACGUGAAAGUGAAGAUGUUCUUGUUGAACCCACAACAGCAAUUUCUCUUGACGAUGAAGCAAUGUCAUCAUCGGAUGAAGAAGAAUUUGCUCCGAAUAUUACAACCUCUGAUAUCGAGGCUGUUGAAGAUCCACUGACCAAAGUUAAACCAGGAUUGCGAUCUGAUGGAGACACCUUGGUGCCUUUAAAAUCCGUUCAUAUUAGAGCGAAACUUUUGGACCUUUGUGCGAAAGUCGUUGUCAUGCAAGUUUAUGAGAAUUCAAAUGACAAACCAAUUGAAGCCAAAUAUGUUUUUCCAUUAGAUGACAUGGCUGCCGUGUGUGGUUUUGAGGCAUUUAUCAAUGGUAAACAUAUCGUUGGUGAAGUAAAGGAGAAAGAACAAGCCCACAAGGAGUACAAGAAAGCAAUAAGCGAGGGGCAUGGGGCUUAUUUGAUGGACGAGGAGACGCCAGAUGUGUUUACGGUUAGUGUUGGUAAUAUCCCUCCCGGAGCGACCGUCUUGAUCAAGAUAACUUACGUUGCUGAGCUUGCUGUUGAAGAUGAAAAUAUAGUGUUCAGUCUCCCCGGUUCCCUCGCACCAUGGUCACGUGAUCAGGCGCUGAAAGAAAGCACACAAAAUAUUCUUCAGAGUUUUCAAGCUGGUGAUGAUAAUUCUUGUGAUCUUUCUGUUCAAAUUGCUGUUGAGAUGCCGUUCGAUAUAAGAACACUGGACUGUCCUACACACGCUGUUAGAUUAAAGAAAACAGCAACAAAAGCAGUUCUGGAGAUGAAGGAAGGCCAAAAACUGGACAAUGGAUUUCAAUUGUUGAUCGGUCUCGCGGAAAUCCACGUUCCACGAAUGUGGGCCGAGAGACAUCCCGAAAACGCAGACUCGCAGGCUUGUAUGUUGUCUUUUUAUCCCGAAUUCGAGGCAGACCAGAUUGAAAAUGUUGAAUAUAUCUUCCUAUUAGAUGUGUCUUGCUCAAUGAAGGGAACUUCUAUUGACAAUGCAAAGAAAAUUUUUCUUCUUGCUCUGAACAAACUACCAGCCAACGCUAGAUUUAAUAUCGUUGCUUUUGGAAACCAGUGGUUGGAAUUAUUUCCGUCAAGUGUUGAGAAGACGGAGAAAAGUUUGAAAGAAGCUGCUGCUUUUGUUAAAAACCGCACCAGUGAUAUGGGAGCCACGGAUCUCUGGAAGAUUCUAAGAGCUUUAAGUCUACUACCGGUGAGAUCCAAUGUCCACGUGAGGAACGUGUGCAUUCUCAGUGAUGGGCACGUGACUGAAACCGAGAUGGUUUUGAGACUGGCAACCAGUGGCUUCGCUCAGACCAGGAUAUUCACGUUUGGUGUAGGCUCUUCUGCAAACCGUUAUUUCUUGCGGACUUUGGCAAAAGUUGGCGCCGGUGCCUCGGAAUACUUUGACGAGAAAGUCAAGUCAAAAUGGAAAAGAAAAGUAGAGUCGUUUAUCUCGAGGUCGCAACAACCUGUUCUGACGUCAGUAUCUGUUGCUUGGCAACAGUUUGAUAAUGACGCACCAACUCCAAUCCAGGCCCCAAGCCAAAUAUUGUCGCUUUUCAAUGGCUCGAGACAAGUGGUGUAUGGCUUUGUUCCUUACUGUACCCAGGCGACAUUAAAAGCUAUGAUCAAUGGCAAGGAGAUUUCAACAAUGGUCUCAACGUCAGAACUGAGUAUCACCUCUGGUUCAACCUUGCAUCAGCUGACAGCCAGAGCACUGAUUAAUGAUUGGGAAGAAGGUUUACUUGCUCCAGACCACCUCCAUCACCAGGCGGUCAAGGUAUCUCGGAAAGAUUAUAUUAUUGAAAUAAGCAAGAAAUACUCAGUCACGUCAAAGUUCACAAGUUUUGUCGCAAUUGAAAAGCGUGAAGAAGGCGAGACCUUUGAUUCGACAACUGCGCCGGACAUCGACGAAAUUCUUGAUGGAGAAGAUGUGGAUAUCUUGGGAUAUAUUGGGUUCGAGGAGGACGAUGAGGAAUCAGAGGGGGAUUCAGAGGACUCAGAGGAUGAAUCAGAGGAGGAAUCAUUGUCUUCUGGUGAUAUUGAUGAACUUUUGGGUGCAGCUCAUGAGCCUGCAUAUCCUGGUUUGAUGGUGCGUAAUUUUUCUCCCGAAUUUACGGAUUUCGAUUGUUCGCCUCGAUUAUAUGAUUCUUCUGGUGAUGAAGAAAUUUAUGGUUUCGGUGGAGGGUCAAGCGAGCUUUGUUUUGAUAUGGACGUAGAGAAAUGUUCUUUGGAAUGUUCUCUGGUGCCACCAAAGGAACGUUCUUUAAGUCCUGGAUUUCCAAUUAUGAACACAUUCUCAACAGGACAUGAUUUUGAAGAUAUUUAUGAUAUAGUGCCACCAAGGGAAAGUUCUUUAAGUCCUAGAUUUCCAAUUAUAAACACAUUCUCAACAGGACAUGAUGUUGAAGAACUUGAUGAUUUGCCUCCAGAUCUAGUGCCACCAAAGGAACGUUCUUUAAGUCCUGGAUUUCCAAUUAUGAACACAUUCUCAACAGGACAUGAUUUUGAAGAUAUUUAUGAUAUAGUGCCACCAAGGGAAAGUUCUUUAAGUCCUAGAUUUCCAAUUAUAAACACAUUCUCAACAGGACAUGAUGUUGAAGAACUUGAUGAUUUGCCUCCAGAUCUAGGGGCACCAAGCGGACGAUCUUUGAGUACUGAAUUUCCAGUUAUGAACACAUUCUCACCAGAUUUACAUGAUGAUAAUGAUGAAAGUAAAGCCGAGGAUAUGGACUUUGGAUUAUUCAGUGAUGAUGAUGAUCCACGAGCAAAAUUAAGGUCCAAAAAAUCUUUGAGACGAGGUGUUCCAUCUCGUAGUGCUAAAGAAGAAGGUGUAGCAUCGCCACCACGCCCUCCUCCCCCUGUUCCGAGCUCUACGAACGCACAGACAUUAGAUUUACAUGAUGAUGAUGAUAAAAGUGAAGGCGAUGAUAUGUGCUUUGAUGAUGUGGUAGAUGAUCCACAAGCAAAAUUAAAACUUGCUUCUCUCCUCGGAAAGAUAAAGUCCAAAAAAUCUUUGAGACGAGGUGUUCCAUCUCGUGGUGCGAAAGAAGAAGGUGUAGCAUCGCUCCCACCCCCUGUUCCGAGCUCUAGGAUCGCUCCGACAUUUGAAAUCGUACCUGAUUUGAGACAGACUUUUGGUGGUGGAGAAAUAUCUCACUCAAUAAGAGAUGAGGUUCUAAUACCGCGUUCGCGAAGUUCUGCCUACGGCAGGUCCUCCUUACCUGAUUCUGCUGAACAGAAGAAAGAAGAAGACGUGGUGUCCAAGAACGAUACCUUUGGAGGAUUUUCGUUUGGUAUUGAGCAAGCUCAGACGGCUAAACAAAAACCACAAGAAGAACAAGAAACACCAUCCCCGGCUGCUCCACCCUUGCCGCCCAAGUCCGGCAUCAGGUCACGGGAUCCCCCUCUACCGCCUAUGCCAAGCAGUUCCUUUCUGCGAUGCUAUAGCGCUUCAGAACCAAAAGCAUUGGAAUCGUUGCAUUCUCUCAAGUCGAAGAGAAGUGUCAAGAUGGCAUCCCCCACCGCUUCACCACUGCGCGUUGAGUCACGGCAUUCCCCUCCACCCUCUCCACCCUCUAUAUAUACACCCCUUAGCGCCAGUUCCUCUAUUAUUCCAUGCUAUGACGCUUCAGAAGCAAAAGAUUCUUCUGAAGAGAAGAAAGAAGAAGAUGGGGUGUCCAAGAACGAUACCUUUGGAGGAUUUUCGUUUGGUAUUCAGCAAGUUCAGACAGAUAAACAACAGCCACAAGAAGAACAAGAAACACCACCCCUCGCCGCUCCACGCCUGUUCUCCAAGUCACCGUUUAGCAUCGCCUACCGUAGACGAAGCUUUGGGAUUUUGAAAACAGAAGAAAUGGAAUCUGAUUCCAGGCGUGGUUUUGAUGGAGAAGCAAAACCUCACUUAAUACGAGAUGAGGUUCCAAAGAAUCUACGAAGACCUAGCUACUUCAAGCCUUCCUUACCUGCAGACUCUCCUGAACAGAAGAAAAAAGAAGAUGAGGUCUCGGUGAAGGAUACCUUUGGAGGAUUUUCGUUUGGUAUUCAGCAAGUUCAGACGCAUAGACAGCAACCACAAAAAGAACAAGAAAUGCCUGCCGGGGCCGCUCCACCCUUGCUCUCCAAGUCACCGUUUAGCGUCAGCUCCCCUAGGCAAAGCCUCGGGGCUGUUAAAACAAAAGCAGAUUCUCCUAAACGGAGGAAAAAAGAAGAUGGGGUUUCGGAGAACGUUGUAGCGUUGUCUCUUAGCAGUCAGCAAGUUCAGACGGAUAAAGAACAACCACAAGAAGAACAAGAAACGCCAUCCCCCGCCGCUCCACCCUUGCUCCCCAGAUCCAUCGAGUCACGGGAACCCUCUCCACCGCCUAUGGCAAGGGGUUCCUUUAGGCGAUGCUAUAGCGCUUCAAAACCAAAAGAGAAGGAGAGAUUACGCAAAAGAGCAGGGAGGAUCACACAUUCGAUCAACAUUCCAGAAAUGCUGUCGGCACGAAAAAAUAUGAAACCACCAGUCCUAGUAUUUCUGCUACAAGAUGAGAAUGGUUCUUGGAAUUUAACAGAUUCUCGUCUAGAUAAUUACCUUCCGGUAAAUGCUUCGGAAAUUGAGAAAAUGUUGGUUGAUUGUGGUUCGAAAUCGCUUGGUGUUCGAACGUUCAAAACCCUUUGCAAAAUGGUAGCGACCCUUUUGGUUUUGGCAUAUUUACGUCAAAAGAAAUGCUUUGCUUUUCAAAUUCAACUUAUCCCGCCGUUCAAAACGCCGGAGUGCCCCGUGGGGUCUGAUACCGAGUUGCACGCGAAGGUUGCCAAGGCGAUGACGUGGCUAAAGACCGCUGACCGCUCGGUACCGUGCCUGUGCACCCGACUACAGUUGGGCAACAAUUGGGAAGAGGUGAUUCCAAGGCUUUUGACUACAUUUGACCGAUUUGAACGUGAAACUAAGGUAUAAGGUCUUAGGAAAGAAUAAAUGCGUGUUGUGGACGUUUAGAACGAAACGAAAAUCUGGAUAAAAGUGACCUGCGAGUUUUAGUAUAAGUUUGUUCGUAUAAUUUAGUUAGGUUUUGUGUUCUUUUCGACUUUAAAAGUCGACUUAAUG
This is a messenger RNA of Dendronephthya gigantea, 6949 nucleotides long. Its product is annotated as protein mono-ADP-ribosyltransferase PARP4-like. The transcript has 46 exons. Lineage: Eukaryota; Metazoa; Cnidaria; Anthozoa; Malacalcyonacea; Nephtheidae. The coding region runs from base 62 to 6802 and encodes 2246 amino acids. Gene Ontology annotation, molecular function: NAD+ poly-ADP-ribosyltransferase activity. The record is from RefSeq and is a predicted model, not a curated record.